This is a messenger RNA of Brassicogethes aeneus, 1263 nucleotides long. NCBI's taxonomy places the organism in Eukaryota, Metazoa, Arthropoda, Insecta, Coleoptera, Nitidulidae. The record is from the annotation of a GenBank genome assembly.
AUGCCUCAUAUUACGGUCGCUGAUGAGGAAAAAUUAAAGUUAUUUAAUUUGUAUGAAAGUGGUAGAGAGUUAGAGAUUGGGUUUAGAAGUUGGGAAAUGUUUGAAUAUCCUCUUUUACAAAAAACUCAACAGCAUACUUGGAGUGUUAAAUCAGCAACACAGCUCGAAAAACCUCGCUACAUUAUUGUUGCUUUUCAGACUGAUCGUAAAAAUGAUUUUAAUAAAAAUAAUGGAUAUUUUGAUAACAUAUCCUUGCACAAUUUUCGAUUAUUCUUGAACAGCAACAUGUGGCCAUAUGACCAAUUAUUAUUGAAUUUUGAUAAAAACCAAUAUUCUUUAUUGUAUGAAAUGUAUUCAAACUUUCAACAAUCAUAUUUUGAAAAAGAAAACGAACCUCUUUUAUCACCUCAGGAAUUUUUAAAAAUGGCUCCAAUUGUUGUAAUUGAUUGCUCGAGACAAAAUGAUAUUCUAAACUCUGGCACUGUUGAUAUUAGAGAACUGCUACGCACUUUGGAUCCUGAUGGAGUUAGACUACGUCAGCGACGUCGUCUACGAAGGAGACAAUACUACAAUAAAGGCCCCAAUUUUCUCUGGCAUACCGAUUGUUACUAUAAACUGAAGCCAUUUGGAAUUUGUAUAACUGGUUGCAUAGACGGAUUUUCUCGUUAUAUUAUCUGGUUGAAAGCUGGACCAAAUACCAACGGCCCUUCGGUAAUUGCUUAUCAUUUCAUGCAAACAGUUACAAUUAAAGGUGGAUGUCCACAGACUUUACGCGCCGAUUUGGGUACUGAAAAUGUCAUCAUUGAACGAAUACAAACAAAUCUAAAACUGGAAAGACCGGAUGCGCUAUCACAUCUUCCAGGAUUCUUAUAUGGAACAAGUCAUGCAAAUCAACGCAUAGAGGCGUGGUGGUCAACCUUAAGAAAACAUCAUUCGCAAUUUUGGUUGAAUGUAUUUCAUACUUUAAAGGAUGAGGGCUCAUUCUCAGGAGGCCUAAUGGAUAAAUCACUUAUACAAUUUUGCUUCUUAGAUAUUAUAAAGGAGGAACUUGAUACUGUUGUCCUAGAAUGGAAUACGCAUAGAAUAGCGCGUUCUAGAAAUAGCAUUGCACCUUAUGGACGACCAUUCAUGAUGUAUAACAGACCUCAAGAUUUCAUGUCCACCGACUACUUACAUCCUGUAAGCAUUGAGAUGACAGAACUUUGGUUGGAAACAAUACAAGACUCACUUCAGAUUAUGACGUGUACCAGUUGGCUGCAAUAA